AUGCAUCACCCCACACUCUCAACCGCAGCUGUCGCCCUUUUGGCUGCUCUGCCUGCUGCCAAUGCAGGCCUCUAUCCCAAGAGCUCUGCCGUCCUCUCGGUCGAUGCAAAGAACUACGACAACUUGAUUGCCAAGUCUAACCACACCUCAAUUGUCGAGUUCUACGCCCCCUGGUGCGGCCACUGCAAGAACCUCCAGCCCGCCUACGAGAAAGCCGCCAAGAACCUCGCAGGCCUCGCCAAGGUCGCCGCCGUCGACUGCGACGAUGACGCCAACAAGCCUUUCUGCGGGACCAUGGGCGUCCAGGGCUUCCCGACCCUGAAGAUCGUGCGUCCAGGUGCCAAGAAGGGCAGGCCCAUCGUCGAGGACUACCAAGGUCCCCGCACCGCCAAGGGCAUCGUGGACGCCGUGGUGGAGAAGAUCAACAACCACGUCCAGCGCGUUUCCGACAAGGAGAUCGACAGCUUCCUGUCAACUAAGAACGAGUCGGCCAAGGCAAUCCUGUUCACGGAGAAGGGCACUACAAGCGCGCUCUUGAAGAGCCUGGCCAUUGAUUUCUUGGACGUCAUCACUGUAGGACAGGUCCGCAGCUCACAGAAGAAGGCGGUCGAAUUGUUUGGUAUUGAAAAGUACCCAACUCUGGUCCUGCUCCCGGGCGGCGACAAAGACGGAAUCGUAUACGAUGGCGAGUUGAAGAAGGAGGCUAUGGUCAAGUUCCUAUCCCAGGCCGCAACUCCCAACCCUGAUCCCGCGCCCAAGAAGUCCAAGACGAAGUCCUCCACACCGAAGAAGCCAGCAACCACCGCGGAGACCGAGACCGAGCCCUCCACCGAGGCGGAUGAGAAGAUCACCGAGCCAGCGGGCGAUGAGAACAUUCAGAAGCCCGUCGUGUUCGAGGGCCCCCUGCCUAUCCCGAUCAUCAACUCAGCCGAGAAGCUGGUCUCGAACUGCCUCAGUCCCAAGUCGCACACCUGCGUACUGGCCUUCGUGCCCAAGGAGAGCCGCGGCGAGCCAGCUGACAAGGCCCUGGCUGCGCUUGCACAAUUGGCCCACAAGCAUGCCCAGAGCAAGCGCCACCUAUUCCCCAUGUACGAGGUGCACACCGAUGACGCGCACUCAAAGGACAUCCUCAAGGCCCUCGAACUGUCGGGAGACGUCCAGGUCCUGGCUAUCAACGCCCGCCGCGGUUGGUGGAGGCUGUACGAGGGCCAGGACUUUGGCCACGAGAGCAUCGAGAGCUGGGUCGAUCAGAUCCGCUUGAGCGAGGGUGUCAAGCGCAAGCUGCCCGAGGGUAUCGUAGCGGCUGCUGCUGAGGAGACGGAAGCCUCUUCCGAGGCCACACCAGAGCCUUCUGUGGAACCCACCCCUGAGGCCACCGACAGUGAGGCUGCUGAGAGCACCGCCACGCCUGAGCCGGAGGUCACGCCAGACGCGGAGAAGAUCUCGGAGAGCAACACUGAAGAGGAGACGUCGUGGAAGGGUGCGGAUCCUACUAUUCAGGAGGAGACUGCAGAGGAAAAGCCGACCGAGGCGGCUCAUGACGAGCUCUGA
Messenger RNA from Diaporthe amygdali, 1551 nucleotides. Its product is annotated as disulfide-isomerase a6 precursor. The coding region runs from base 1 to 1551 and encodes 516 amino acids. The record is from RefSeq and is a predicted model, not a curated record. Gene Ontology annotation, biological process: response to endoplasmic reticulum stress. The transcript is spliced from 2 exons. Lineage: Eukaryota; Fungi; Ascomycota; Sordariomycetes; Diaporthales; Diaporthaceae. Gene Ontology annotation, cellular component: endoplasmic reticulum lumen. Gene Ontology annotation, molecular function: protein disulfide isomerase activity; protein-disulfide reductase activity.